AUGGACAUACAGUCCCUGUUGAAAUCCUUGAAUGUAGAUCAACUGGAACAGUGGCACAUUUUAUGUAUUGCAGCCACCACAUUUGCCACACUAUGCGUGUUCACCUACAUAUGUUAUCGUCUACUGUUUCCCAAACGUCCGCAUAAAUCCAAGAAAGCUAAAAAUGCCAAGAAACGGAAUGACGAAAAGAAGACCGCCACGGAAUCCCCGAUCGUGGCGAGCUGCGUAAAGCCAGUGGCCGCGCCGAUCGCGCCUGCCACUCGAAACUCCAAAACUGUGCAACAAAAGCGGCAAAUGCCUACGCCUCCACCUGUAUCGGAACCAUCUAUCAAAUCCGAGGUCUCAAAUGUCAAACAAGUCUCGAGGAAGGUUGUACCGAAAAUCCCUGAACCCGAGCAUAAGGAAGAUUCUUCCUCAGAUGUGGACGACGGUCAGUGGAUUGAAGUUGGCAAGAACAAAAAGGAGAUCAAGAAUCACCCGAAUGAUCGUUCAAACAAAUUAUCGGAAGCACAUCCUGAUGAUGGCAAGACCGACUCGGUUGCCCCAACAAAUAAGAGACGCGAAAAUGACAAAAAGACAAAAUCAGUCUCCGUAGCAGGGAAAGCCAAGGGAGAUGGAACCGGUCGCCCUGCGUAUAAACCUAUUGAGGAGCCGAAUUUCAGCCAGCCGUCAAAACCAAAUCGGCGGGGAGGCGGCAGAGAUGAUUUGGAUGAUGAUGAGGAAGAAUGGCAAGAAGUGCGUUUCUCCCGCCGUAGCCAUAACGGGCAUUUGAACUGGGCGGAUGCUGAGACCCGACAGAUGCCAGAUUUCUCGGUAAAUUUUCUGGGAUUCUGUUGGACAUUUGUCUCUCAGUUCUUCGAACGUGCUCCUCGAACAACGUUCCCUCGUGCAAAUUGGUUUGCAAUCAGAGUCGUUCAACUGGUUGGUUGA
Messenger RNA from Echinostoma caproni, 930 nucleotides. Lineage: Eukaryota; Metazoa; Platyhelminthes; Trematoda; Plagiorchiida; Echinostomatidae. The record is from the annotation of a GenBank genome assembly.